Molecule: messenger RNA, 5820 nt
Organism: Oryzias latipes (Japanese medaka)
Lineage: Eukaryota; Metazoa; Chordata; Actinopteri; Beloniformes; Adrianichthyidae
Source: RefSeq, a predicted model, not a curated record
GAAGAAACGGUGCUGUCAGGGGAGCAGCAUUGAGGGUCUUAUAAAGGUUUCUUGGUUUUUUCAGGAAAAAGAAGAAAAUGAGUUUUUCAAAGCAGCUUAAAUGUAAAGUCGUGUAAAAACCUGGUGACCUUUGACCUUUUGUUUGCUGUUUCUUGUGCUGACUGACUUCCAAACAAAGUUAAUUAUAAUGUUGGUACGUUUUAUAAAAAUGAAUAAAUGCUUUCAGGUUUCUUACUAAUUUUCUAAAAUGUCAAAGUAGCUUCAGUGAGGAAAACCCUGCAGUUCCUCAAAUGAGCACUAGAGGGCAGAAAGGAGAUUCGUCCCGUUCGCUCCCCUCUAAACACAUCUACAGGUGAUAUCAGGUGUUUCUUUUCUUUAUAAUCAUUUAGGAAAUCGGAGCAGGGUUGGGUGACGGGGGGUUCCAUGUUUUCAUUUUGAUAGACCUUAGUUACAGAUUUCCUUUUGAUUGGCAGGUGGGCGGAGCCUUGGGGGAAAGUCUUACUGAAUUUUGUUCCUCCUCUCCUGUUUUAGGAAAGUUGUAGAUGUGGGCGGAGUAAACUCCGGUCAGUGUGCUCCUCCCACUUCAGAUUUAUUUUGACUAUCCGUGUCUUCAUGUUCCGGUCAGAUUACGUCAAACGCAGUUGAACGUUUAAAAUGUAAAACGCGAUCAUUUGUCGGAUCUUGUCACAUUUUCAGGGGAAAUCCUCGGAGAACACAGGUGAGUUUCUUUUCACGUAGAUGGAAGGUUGUGUGGCAGAAAUGGGCGUGGCCAGCUGUUUCACCACUCUAGAAAAGGCGGGGCUAAUGUUGAUACAGCAGUGCCCCCUACAGCCGACCCACUGUAAGUACAGCUCUGUAAAGACCUUCUGGAUUUAAGGAAGCCAGUAAAGUGUAGAGGAACGUUUGCAUGCAGACGUAGAGCAGAGAACAGGUGGAUCCUCUCUGAGAUCAGGCCUGAAGGGAGUUGGUCAGGUGACCUGGAGUUUCUACGCCCCCUGAACAAACAUCCAAACGGCCGCUGACUCACAGCUCCACCCAGCUCCACCCAGCUGCCAAUAAAGACACACCCCAGGUUAUGUGCAGACAGGUUCUCAUAAAGUUCAAAUGACGGAUUUCAAAAUAAAAGCACACUCUCUCCUUCAGUUGUGGUUGAAAUGUUUUCAAGAGGAACUCUUAGGAAAAUGCUCCUUUCUAAAACUCUAGUGGUCAUUCCAGGAAGUGCAACGAUUAGCACCUCCUGAACAAACCAGCUGGUUGUGUUUGAAACGAUGCAUCCACGGGGGGCGCUAGAGGUGAGGCGUUCUGCCCUUUCGGAGUAAAAUCAUGUGGUGUUUUCAUCAGACGCUGCCCACUAGAGGGCGCCGCCGUACCGUGGGUUUACUGGAAAUGACUGGAGAAGUCUUUUAGUGUGGACUCGUUUCCAUGACGACGUCUGCAGAAAACCGUGUUUGCAGGCAGCAGGAAGGCCCGUUCUCCAGGAGAACCCAUGCUGGAUCUCCACAGCGGUUUGCUGAAGGUCUGCAGGCAUCUGGUCAGGUUCUACAGAAGCCCGUUUGUUCUGAGCUCAGAAAUGACCUUCAGGGCAGCCGGAACCUUCUGAGCCUCUUUGGUUCCGCGCGGAACGGUCGCUGCAGAACUUUCUCGAACGAGUUGGAGAACUUCCCCAUCGGCUCCAUCCAGCACUGCCAGGCGGUGAUGAACUCCUGCAGCUACGACUCCAUCCUGGCUCUGGUGUGUAAGGAGUCGGGUCAGAACAAGGCGGACCUGCACCUGUUCCAGUGUGACGACAUCAAGGCGAACCUGAUCCACGCCGACAUCGAGAGCGCCGUUCUGGACGCCAGAGGAGGCAAAGUGAAGAAGCGUCCUGAAGCUCUGAAGAUGAUCCUGAAGAGCGACGGUCUGAUCCCGCCUCCUCCUGCGGCGCCGGCUCCAGAGCCGCCGGUGCCGUCCAAUCAGCUGGAUGUGAGGGGGCGUGGACCGGCCUGGUCCGCGUGGACCAAUGAGCAGCCAGACUAUGACGGGCUGCUGCCGGACGGCUCGGCGGCGGACGUGUCAGCGCUGCGAGUGGACCGGGAAGUGCAAAUCCUGAACCACAUCCUGGACGACAUCGAGUUCUUCGUCACCAAACUCCAGAAGGCGGCGGAGGCGGCGAGCGAGCUCUCCAAGAGGAAGAAGGCCAAGAAGGGGAAGAAGAAAGGUCCGGGAGAGGGCGUCCUGACGCUGCGCUCCAAGACUCCCGAUGAAGAGGAGUUUGUGGACUGUCUGCAGAAGUUCAAACACGCCUUCAACCAGCUGGGGAAGCUGAAGGAUCAGAUCCAGAACCCGAGCGCCGUGGACCUGGUUCACUUCCUGUUCUCUCCUCUCCGAAUGGUGAUCCAGGCCUCUGGAGGCGUGGAUCUGGCUCGCAGCGUCGUGGUUCCACUGCUCACCAGAGACGCCAUCGACUUCCUCCACGCCUCAGGAACGCCGGAGGAGCGCCACCUGUGGGUGACUCUGGGAGACGGAUGGACCAAGAGCAGGCUGGAGUGGCCAAAGGAUCAGUUCUUCCCGGCCUGCGAGCUGCGUUUUCGUGACGGUUGGGAACCUCCUGCACUGCCGUUGGCGUCUGCGAGUCGAGAGCAGGACCUGACCCAGCUGGCAGAGACCAUCGUUGCGGCGGACGUCCAAAGACGCGAAGACGCUCAGGCGGCGCUGCAGAUGUUCCCUCCAGCUGACGGGUACGCCCUCUCUGGCUCCUCCCACAAACGCUUGCAGAUCCUGGAUCAGGGCACGGCCUUGACCGCCUUCAAACACGCCGUCAGCCGUGUCGACCGAAGUUUGGACGCCGACAGCAGAGUUCCACCAAAACUCUUUGCCAAGUCCAAGUAUGACUUUGUGGCGAGAAACAACACGGAGCUGACGGUUCUGAAAGACGAGAUCCUGGAGGUUCUGGAUGACAGGAAGCAGUGGUGGAAGGUUCGGAACGGCUUCGGAGCCAGCGGCUACGUGCCAAACAACAUCCUGGAGGUCACCAGAGCGGUGGACAGCCGGGGAGAGCCCAUCUACAGCCACACCAUCCAGCUCAUGAUGCCAAAGAAGGAGUUUGAGCUGUUUAAGCAGCAGUUACUGGGAGAGUUGAACGAGAAACAGACCACCAGGACUGACCCCCUCCCUGCACCCUCCCCAGUGCCCCCGAUCCCCACACCACCGCCUCUCGCCCCCACCAGGAUCCCCACGCCGCCCCUGCCCCCUCCGAACGCUGAGCCCACCAGGCCGCCCCUCAAAAGCCACAGCCGCCACAACAGCAGCGCCUCCAGCGAGGCGGGCGCCGCCGCCACGAGGGAGCAGAGCGAGCAGAAACCCGCCGGCCGGAGGAAGUCCAACAUGGAGGAGGUGCAGGACGAGCUGGUGCACAGGCUGACUUUGGGUCGCAGCACCCAGAAGAAGUUGGCGGCGCCGUCCCGUAGCAGCAGCAUGUCGGCCUUCAGCAUCACCUACGACUCAUCUCCGGACGAAGUCCGAGCCUGGCUGGAGGCCAAAGGCUUCAGCCCAGUAACCAUCAGCAGCCUUGGCGUGCUGACCGGCGCCCAGCUAUUCUCCCUGAACAAGGAGGAGCUGAAGACGGUUUGUCCUGACGACGGCGCGCGAGUCUUUAGCCAGGUCACCGUGCAGAAGGCGGCGCUGGAGGAGAGUUCAGGCUCUGAGCUGCAGGAGAUCAUGAGGAGGCGGCAGGAGAAACUGGCAGCCAGCACCUGUGACUCUGGGGUGGAGUCUUUUGACGAAGGCGGCGCCCACUGAGCUCCAUCAAGCUCCUCCCCCCUCACGUCAUUGGCUGUUUUCUAACGCUCUCCAUCCUCAGGCUGCGGCCGACCGUGCCGAGUUCGUGGAGAUCAUGCGCCGCAGGCAGGAGCUCCUCAGCUCGUCGCCAUAGAAACACACUGACCUCUGACCUGCGCCGCCAAGAAAAGUGCCGGACGUUCCUGCAAACCUCUGGAGGUUCUGGAGUUGCUGUAAUGUGUCGCUCAGCAGCCGAAUUCCCCAAAGCCGGCAGUAUUAAAGCUUCAUCCUGAUGAUGAUGAUGAACCAGCAGCAGCUAAAGUUUGAUUUCUGCUUACCUCCGAAUCAGGUGGUGGUUGUUGUUGUUACUCUUUAAGUAAUUCAGUCAUCUUCUAAGUUCCUCUGAUGUGAUUCUAGAAGAGAAAAGGAGCUCAGAGGAGCCGACUGCCUCUGGACAAACCAAGGAGAACGCGCAGACUAGAACCUUUAGGGAACCUUAAUGUGUAGAUCUGUGGCCAACAGAGUAACCGUACGGAUCAUAUAGAAUGUUAUUUAAGGAACCUCAUUAAUCUCACUCGCAAUGAAACCGAUCCAAACGAAAGAUUCUGAGAAUGAACCAGGAUUCCUGAAUGGAUCCGUUCAGUGGCGUCUAGCCCUGGGAUCUGUUCCCCGCUGGGAUCUGUCCUGCGCUGGGAUCUGUUCCUUGCUGGGAUCUGUCCCGUGCUGGGAUCUGUUACCUGCUGGGAUCUGCUCCUUGCUGGGAUCUGUUCCCUGCUGGGAUCUGUCCCGCGCUGGGAUCUGUCCCACGCUGGGAUCUGUUCCCCGCUGGGAUCUGUCCCGCGCUGGGAUCUGUCCCACGCUGGGAUCUGUUCCCUGCUGGGAUCUGUCCCGCGCUGGGAUCUGUCCCACGCUGGGAUCUGUUCCUUGCUGGGAUCUGUCCCGUGCUGGGAUCUGUUACCUGCUGGGAUCUGUCCCGUGCUGGGAUCUGUCCCACGCUGGGAUCUGUUCCUUGCUGGGAUCUGUUCCCUGCUGGGAUCUGUCCCACGCUGGGAUCUGUCCCACGCUGGGAUCUGUUCCCUGCUGGGAUCUGUCCCGCGCUGGGAUCUGUCCCGCGCUGGGAUCUGUCCCGCGCUGGGAUCUGUCCCGCGCUGGGAUCUGUCCCGCGCUGGGAUCUGUCCCGCGCUGGGAUCUGCAGCUUUGCACAGCAGACGAUGGGAAUGUUGAUCAAACCAAACGGGUUUGCUGAGUUCUGUGGCGGAAGGCUGAAAGAGGCUCCGCCCUCCCUGAUGGGCUGAGGGUGUCAUUGGUCAUCUUGACGGUUGGACUCUGGAUCCUCUGACGAUGUGCGAGGUCAUGUUAAUCGUUAAAGUCCAAAUGAAGAGGUUCUGUUGUCCCAGAAGCUCCUGAAUGUUCUGGCUUAGUGAACGGAGGGGGUGUUUGGGGUCCAGGCAGAGUUCUGCCGGUUCAGGAACCCGCAGACGUUUGGACCACAGAUGUGCUGAAGGUGAGGAUGAAGAGGCCGAAGGUUCUCUGGAACCUGGAGCUCCAGAGAAGAAAAAUGCAGAAGAUCCAUCUGAGUCUUUAAUGGGUUUAGUUCUGGUGGGGUUCUGCAGUUUUUUGAUCAUAGGUUCAAAACAGGAGCAGGUUUGUCUAAACGGCAGCAACUUUCUGAAGGAAAACCUGGAUCAGAACCGGGUGUCCAAUGUAGACGGUUCUCCAGCAGGCUGACCAAUGAUGACACCCACCAUCCUCGUGUCUGUCUGUUGAUGCUGCGGCGUGCACUAGGGGGCGCCUCAGACUCCUGUUCGGAUCAGAACAGAAAACCCAGCAGACCCGUGAUGGGUUCUGAACCGGUUUAAGCAAACGUGUGUGAUGUUCUGAUUGUACCGAUUCCUCCUUCAUGCCCUCCAUCUUCUGGACUGAAAUGUCUGAUUAGUUUACAGGAAGUGCUUGUAGCUCUGAGGAGCAGAACCGCCGUUACAGAACCGCCAUCGUUCCUGGAUAGUUCUCAUCGUGCCUUUCUCCAUGUAAAUACAUUGUUCUGCAAUAAAUGUUUUGCAAAGA